UCCGAAAACGCCAAGCCGGAGGGCUCCUUCCAGGUGACCAUGGUGCCCGGGGACGGCGUGGGCCCCGAGCUCAUGCACGCCGUCAAGGAGGUGUUCAAGGCCGCCAGCGUGCCCGUGCUCUUCGACGAGCAUCACCUGAGCGAGGUGCAGAACAUGGCCUCGGAUGAGAAACUGGACGAAGUGGUCGACUCGAUGAAGGAGAGCAAAGUCGCCAUCAUCGGCAAGAUCCACACCCCGAUGGAGUACAAGGGCGAGCUGGCGUCCUACGACAUGAGGCUGAG
This is a messenger RNA of Apaloderma vittatum (bar-tailed trogon), 281 nucleotides long. Its product is annotated as isocitrate dehydrogenase [NAD] subunit beta, mitochondrial-like. The transcript is spliced from 3 exons. The record is from RefSeq and is a predicted model, not a curated record. Gene Ontology annotation, cellular component: mitochondrion. Gene Ontology annotation, biological process: isocitrate metabolic process; tricarboxylic acid cycle. The annotation marks the transcript as partial. NCBI's taxonomy places the organism in Eukaryota, Metazoa, Chordata, Aves, Trogoniformes, Trogonidae.